Molecule: messenger RNA, 1135 nt
Organism: Nematostella vectensis (starlet sea anemone)
Lineage: Eukaryota; Metazoa; Cnidaria; Anthozoa; Actiniaria; Edwardsiidae
Product: L-rhamnose-binding lectin CSL2-like
Exons: 4
Coding region: 226-1029 (267 amino acids)
Molecular function (GO): carbohydrate binding
Source: RefSeq, a predicted model, not a curated record
GCCGGCUUAUUAAUCUUGCAUAAGGAAUAUCACCAAAGAAAUCGCGCGUACGCUCGGAAAUGAAAAUGUACGCUUUGAAAGAGAAAUGACAGUGAACAGAGUGUUCACCCCUUGUAUAAGAGAAUAGGUUCUCAUGUGAUGCAAGCUUUUUUGAAUCUUGCAACCUGAAGAGUAGUAUUUUAUUCGACACGCACGACCUGAUUUUCAACAGAGACAUCGAGAACCAUGAGUUUGUAUCACGUGAUUUGCUGUUUGCUGCUUCAUUUCGUCUACUCCUCGGCAAAUGAUGAGACUAUUAACCCGCACACCGUGGACCUAUUGUCAGAAAAGCGCGUCUCCAUCUGCAGCCAACAGAGGAAAUCGCUGACCUGUGAAACCCCCGGCUCAUCUAUUGCAGUCACCGGGGUAUUCUGGGGUCGUCAAUCCGCGGACAUCUGUCCCUCCGAUGACGGCGACCCAGUCACAAACUGCGGCAGCGCGCCCGAGUCAGAAGGGAUAGUUAAGCGUCUAUGUGAGGGCAUGGGAAGCUGCUUGCUGGAAGGCAAAGCGAGCGUUCUACAGACCGAGAAGCAUUGCUAUGGCGUGCAUAAGUACCUACUGGUGAAUUACACAUGUGUGCCAUCUGUAAACAGGGUCGUCUUGUGUGAUUCAGAAAACACGGUACUGGGUUGUCCAUCCAACUGGCUUCUCAAAGUGAACUCCGCGUUUUGGGGUCGCGAGUCAAACGAUAUCUGUCCGUCUCAGCGUGGGAACAGAAUAUGUGCGGGUUCAUCCGAAACUGUGGCCAAACUCCGGACACUGUGUAACGAAAAUCCGAACUGUGCGAUAAAAGCCUAUUAUAAGAAUCUGGAGAAUGGAGGGGAAAACUGCCCACAUGUGGAUAAGUAUUUAGUGGUGGAUUACGCGUGUCGACCCGACUCUAAUGUCGCUAGGCGAGGAAUUCUCGGACGUAUUCCCUUAUCGUUAUACAGAAAACUCGGCUAUCGCUCUAAAAUACCACAUCCGGAGAAGAGGAAACCCGGUAAAUGAACAUAUAGAAGACCGGUAAAUGAACGAUUAGUAGUUUAUAAUUACAAGAAACGUAGAGCAGGAGAUUUAAGCGAAGUGUACUCCUGUGAAUAAAUGUGUACAUAAA